AUGGGGGAUGUUUUGUGCUUGGUGUUUGCAGAAUACCCAUAUCCUUUUAUGACAGUAGAUGUUGAGAAGGCAGCUGCAAGGGCCUAUGAUUACAUUGUGGUUGGAGGAGGUACAGCAGGGUGUCCUCUUGCUGCAACACUCUCACAGCAUUAUUCUGUUCUGCUAGUGGAAAGGGGAGAUUCCCCCUAUGGUAAUCCUGACACUGCAGACAUUAAAGGACUUUUCAAGGUUCUUGGGGAUCCUAGUGAAUUCCCUUAUGUUAUGCAGGGAUUUGUCUCAGAAGAGGGAGUGCAGCUGGUAAGAGGAAGAGUUCUGGGAGGUAGCACAGCCAUCAACGCUGGUUUCUACAGCAGGGCAAGCUCGGAAUUCAUUCGGGAGAUGGAGUGGGAUGAGAAACUUGUGAAUGAAUCAUACGAAUGGGUGGAGAAGUUGAAUGCCUUCGAACCAGACAAGCUUUUUCGCUGGAAUUCUGCUUUCAAGGAUGCACUUUUGGAAGCUGGAGUGCUUCCUUACAAUGGGUUUAGUUUGGAUCAUUUGGAGGGCACCAAGAUUAGUGCUUCAACCAUUGACAACGAUGGAAGGAGACACACAGCUGCAGAUCUUCUGCAAUAUGCAAAUCCAGAUAAUAUUGUGGUUCUUCUGAACACUACAGAUAGUCCUGGGACCAAUCCACAAGCCACUUCUAUGAUGCUUGGAAGGUAUACAGGUGUUCGUAUCCUGCAAGAGCGGAUGAACAUUUGUGAACAUAGACCAUUUUAA
Cryptomeria japonica (Japanese cedar) is the source of this 759-nucleotide messenger RNA. RefSeq names its product protein HOTHEAD-like. The record is from RefSeq and is a predicted model, not a curated record. The transcript is spliced from 3 exons. The coding region runs from base 1 to 759 and encodes 252 amino acids. Lineage: Eukaryota; Viridiplantae; Streptophyta; Pinopsida; Cupressales; Cupressaceae. Gene Ontology annotation, molecular function: flavin adenine dinucleotide binding; oxidoreductase activity, acting on CH-OH group of donors.